AUGAGCGUGGCUGGGGUGGGUGCCGCGGCCGCUGAGGUGCUGCAGGGAGCAGAGCUCGAGGCACUAGGGGUGGAUUCCGAUGAUGGCCGGCGACACGGUCCCUCGGAGGUUGACCAGACGCACAGCGAUGCGAUCGUUGAAGCAGUCGUCCGGCUUACCGCCGCCGCCGAUGCAGCCACCGAUGCAGAGGCUGAUGCAGAAGCCGAUGCCCACGACGAAGAGGAUCGAGUGACAGAGGUGACAGUGAGGCCGGGGUCGGGGUCUGCUGCUAAGCGGAAUGCAACCGAAGCCCGGGCAAGCUAUGAGUGGGCUGCACCAGAUGAGGCUGUUUACUGGAUCAGUGAGGUUCUACCGUCGCAACUGGGUUCCUUGGUGCCCGGGUCGCCUCUGUCUGCCGCCAUUGUGCAGCGCAGUGAGGAGGAGGGCGAGGAUCACCCGAUCAAGCGCAUCAAGCGUAUUGCUCGCGUGCAACAGGAUCCCUUCGCCAUGCUCUGCGACCUCCUCUGGUUGCAGCUCGAGCGGCUGAUGGCCCGAUUGGCGGAUAAUGAUGCCAAAGACCCAGGCUUGAGGGCAUCAGCCAUGGACACUGACACCGCUUCGCGCGCCAGCCCAUCUCCCAGCCUCAGUGACCGCCCGACCCAGGCCAUCCUCACAAGCGUAGAGGCCCAUCUCUCUGAGCAAGGCGCCACGGAGAUGCAGUUGGUGGGGCUGGCACAAAUUUGGGGCCAGCCCCAUCUCCAUUUUUCUGCUGCCCUGCUGCGCGGGGCUUGUCACUUGCAGCACAUCAAUCCGAAUUCCAUGGCUGCUCUCGCUGCCUCUACAUCCGCUUCCAUGCCGCCCACUGAGUCGAGGCAUCCGCGUGCUUGGCCUACUCUGGCCCUCCUCGCGAGCCUACACGAUCCUGCGCUUGCCUCGUAUCUGCUGCCGUCCAUGGACGCUGAGUGGUGCCAUCGCUUUUGCAGCGCGGCCGCCCAGCUUGCGCAGACGGCACCCAAAAGUGCGCGGAUGACACCUACCGCGCGUGCCGCCCUAUAUCACUACUGCCGACUCGGCCAGGAGCAGUCCCUGGUGCAAAAAGAUUUGCGCGAGGUCUUGACUGAUCCAGCUCGUUUUGACAUGAUCAUGGCCUGUCAGGCCUCACCUUCUGCCUCGCCCCAUCUCUUCUCGGCCUACUUACACACUCUCGUAACGCUGACGGAUGCAAUGGGGCAGUUGACCCCGCAAGCACAUGCGCUCUGCCAUCACUUGUGCCAGCAGCCCUGGCACCUUGUGGCACAUGCCGACGUGCCACACAUCAUUGAAACGGCAUGUGCGGUGGCUCGGCUGCCUGCCCACUCCCCUGCCAGCUUGUUGGACCUGCUACUGGCCGUGACGCGGGCCCUGGCCCUAUGUGCCGCUGGUGGAGAGCUAUUACGAGUCUGGUCGGCCGCCAGCCCGACCAUUUCCGCAGCACAAGUCGUCGAAGCCCUCCUCUCAGACUCGGCGCUUGUGGUGGGCCAGCUUAUCCUGCCGCGCUUGGUUCUAUAUGCGGCUGGAGACGUCAACGCUGAUUGGAAAGACUACAGCAUGGGCCUGGUCGCUCAUUGUUUACGCAAAGCGCCUCAUCUUCUGGAGGAACACGCGGCCGAGCUUUGCCUGCAACCUGACAUGCUCCUUUGCCUUGGAGCAGACGAAACAAGUCGUGGUAUCGUGGUUCACUUUUUAGAAGCAAGCACCCUCUACUGGUCAAACAGCUCACGUGCCGUUGCCCGGGCCACUGCCACCGCAUUGAAGCCGUUUUGGCAUCAGAUUGCGGCGCUGCGCCCAGUUCUUGUGCAAGUGCUGCGUUCUUCAGACUCGGCCAUCGUGUUUUGGCGUGUGCUAUUUGCAGCCAUUCUCGAUGCAGUGCAUGGUGUAUCUCGGCGCUCGCAACAUGGUGAUGGCUUGUCAUCCAUGAAGGAGGAACUAGAACUUCAGCAUUCGUAUGCCUCGGGCCAGAUUCCCAACGCCGCACCGACCAAUGCCAGCCGGGAUGCUUCGACAAUUGAUCAGGCCGGACUCCUGCAGCUUUUGGUGGACUCUUUGGCCACCUACCCUGAAUUGGCCACCAUGCUCCCUGCCAUUUUUUUGGCGGCGCGGCGGCAGGCCGAGCCUGUUCCUGUACCCAAGGCGGACGCUACGCAGCAGAGCAAUUAUUUGUGGCCCUAUGAUCUCAAUUUGCGCAAGUCCUUCGAGAGGCUGCCUUUAUUGCACGAUGUGUUGCUUUUCGCGCUUGAGGCACCAAGCUUUCACCGGGAGGGUGCGAAUAUGAUCCACAGCCUGGCGCGCACAGCCAUGGUUACCCUCUUACCCUUGAUCAAGAUCAAUCAACUAAAGAUUCGCGUGACGCCAGUGAUGCAGCAGCAAUGUGCAACCCUGAUGCAUGCCGCUGGAUUAUGUCCGGGGGUGCCGCCCGCAUUGGCUUCGCUGCGUCUCGCCGUGCCAGAGAUGACGGCCAAGGAGCUGCAUACGCUGUUGGGAUGCUUGCUGCGAGGACUCUCGUUGGCUACGGCGCACGGCAGCGAUGCAAACAGCGAAAAGACGCGAAGCGCGGUGCAAGAUGCGUUUGAGCCCGUUCGUCGCCUUAUGAUUGAGCGACUGGAGGUUUUUGCCAACGUGUACGCCGAGGCCUUUGGCAAUCAUCAUGCCUCAUGA
This is a messenger RNA of Monosiga brevicollis MX1, 2673 nucleotides long. RefSeq lists its product as uncharacterized. Bases 1 to 2673 code for a protein of 890 amino acids. The transcript has 10 exons. Lineage: Eukaryota; Choanoflagellata; Craspedida; Salpingoecidae. The record is from RefSeq and is a predicted model, not a curated record.